AUGCCUGCCCCGAUCAUCCAACAUCUAACUGAUAACCACCGCGUAAUUUGUUUGACUAUCGAAGACUGGCGUAAUAUCUAUGGAAUGAGUCCCAUCAAGCCGGAUAGCGUCCGUGCUCUGGAUAAAGUGCCACCAACACUUCAGCCCCUGGCAGAUGGUCCCCACCGCUGGCUGUUUGAAAGAAAACUCCAGGUUGGGUAUGAUGGAAGAGCUGGGCUAAGUAUCGACAGCGUGGUCGAUGUUAUACAAUCACAUGACAUACACGAAAUGCAGCCUCUUGAGAUCCCGGUGGAUUGGAAGGCAAGUAUACAUGAAUCAUCCCAGAUUAGAGAUUUUAAAAGUUAUUCUCGAGACAGGACAGCGUCUCAGAUGAGAACGUCGCUGUGCCAAUUCGUGGACAAUGUGCACAAUGCAUGGUCCAGCAUUCCUGUACUAUUGUAUAGGCCGAGGUCGCAUUUUGCGACCAUACCUUAUCCAAAGCCAAAUGUAACUCUACACGAGUUGCGGGAUCCGCGCAUGACUUUGUACAGCGUCGAGUGGACCAUCUUCAAGAUUUUGUGCAAGGGAAAUAGUCGCGUGACUGGAUAUAGCGUGCUCGAUCCACCACUUUUUUACGAUACUCUAUUGCCAGCUAUCUGUCAUCAAAUUCGAGGCUGCAACGUACUGAGAUCAAUUCCUAUCACCUUUCCAACAUACUCUGCCGAUCAUGGCUCGUCGACAUGCCUAGAUUUUGUUUGUCAACCGUCCACCAAUAACCUUCCCAAUGGCCUGCCUGGUGAAUAUAUACCGGCCCUAUUUGCUGCCCAUCAUGUAGACAUUCUCCACGCAUUCGAACUAUCAGAGAUCUCGUACGUUCGUCCAGGACCAUCGGAGCUUAUGCCAGACAGAAACCCGGGCCUCGUAAAGCUAGUCAAGGUUUUCCAGCCUUCGUUGCAGCUGCUUGUCAUGUAUCUGACGAAAAAAUAUCGAAUCGAUAAUUAUCGAUGGCAUCCUGAGUGGAAUAGAUAUCCGCCGAUGCUUUCAAUAUCUGAGCUAGAAGAUGAAAAUCUUCGCAUAACAAACCCGCGCCCACCAAACAUCCCAGACCAAGACAAUAAACCAAGCGCAGACUUUGCUACUAGGGAAAAGCUUUAUGAAAAUCCCGAAAAAUACGGCUACACACGUAAAGAGAGAUUGGAUAAGGCGGUGGAUGAGUAUUGGGAGAAUAUCAACGUCCAUUCUGGAGCAAUUGAGUGGCAAAGGACCCACGGAGUUUUAUGGCGCGUUUCACGUGCACCUACUUCUGAAGGGAACAAGUCAGUUAUAACCGCCAGUGUGCAAUACGAUCUCUCCCGCCUGAUAAAUAUGACGGACGCCGAUUUAGACGUUAUGGAGAUCCAAAAUGUCACACGAGCCGUACUCAAGGCCCACAUCGCGAUGCUGGAAACGAAACUCGGCAGGAAUCUCAUUCGCAUUGACACAAUCGACGAAACCCAUAAUCCAGUGACCGAAGAGGAUGCUAUGGGUCUGGACGUGAUCACGCUCGAAUUGUGGGAUAACGCAAUGCCAAAGGAAGACGCCAAAGAGCCGCAGCUAUAUAUCGAGUUCAACAUGCUCUAUACCCUGCUGUGGCCCGGGGGGUUUCGAUCUGCUUCGGAGCUUGCUGUUGAACGUGUCAUUGGCGUAAUCAUUGCGCCCUAUCUCGAGCUCAAAGAUUGUGAAACUUUAUCAGGACAAUCUGUCAGGUUGUCUCUGAUCCUUGGGUGUUUUGGCUAUUUUACUUCUGCCGAUAUAUGCACAAAGAUGCUUUUCAAGCCUCCUGUUGGCGCCGAUGGCAAAGCCCUUCAAGAAUACGACGAUUUGAGCGUUUUGCAACCUGUUAUACUUGGUGCCGAAGCAAAGCGGACGCUCGGAAACCACGCCACGGAAGAAGAGAAACUCAAUUCAACCCAACCCAAUGUCAAAGCGAAUUCAAAAAGGAAGAUAAAAAACACACCAAUGCAUCGCGCCUCGGCUCAGCUGGCGUUCUUAUUCCAACCGACCCUCAAAAUUUUCAUAGGCCAUCUCUGCGAGCUAGCAGAGUCGGGUUCAGAAGAUUAUUUGAGAGAGAAGAUAGAGGGCUGGGACUCGUUGCCUCUCGAGGCGAGGCUGAGGGAGAAAGUGGGAUGGGCCGAAUGGACCAAGGUGACGAUCCCGGAAUGGAUGUUCUGUUAUGGGAUCGGAUACGACUUCGCUGGCUUUACGGUUUACAGCUUCCACCCUGCACUCUUCGUAGAGAACGGUAAGCCUCAUUGGGAAUUUCACUGUUGCGAGAUGGUAACUGGCUUCGAGGAAGUGUUUCUGCAUUUUGAUGCAAAGCGCCGUGUUCAUGCUGUGAAGACCUUGCUGGCCAUGCGAAGGCAUUCUCACUUCCUUGCUCAAACCCUCAGAGGUCCUAAUCAAUUGCUUUUCCCGGAGGAAUUUAUAAAGGUAGCGAAGGAAAUGAGCAUGGAGGACGAAGCAAAGAAGUGGACACAGGCGGAGACAAGGAAACAGAACCGAGAGAAGAAAUCUCAGAGUGAGGGCAAAAGCCCGUCAACGAAAGCUGCGUCUUCAAAGGCCGAGGAAGUCAUUUUAAAUGAGGAGGGGAAGGGAGGUUCUUCACGAUCAAAGGGAAAGCAGACUUCAGGAUCGCGCUCCUCGAGAGAGAACGCGAAGCUCGGAACUAUUCAAGAAGACGAAGAGGAGGCGAAAAAGGAUGUGAACAGAAAAGCACCCAAGCGAGAUGGGGGGGGGGGGAUCUGCGGAGGUCCCUACGGGCCAAGGAGUGGGAAGGAGCAGGGGAUCUACCUCGAAGGCCAAAAAGGCCAAAAAGCUGGACGAACACGGCGACUACAUCUCCACGAGCAAGGACAACGUGCCGGAGGGGUAUGA
Heterobasidion irregulare TC 32-1 is the source of this 2892-nucleotide messenger RNA. RefSeq lists its product as uncharacterized. The record is from RefSeq and is a predicted model, not a curated record. Lineage: Eukaryota; Fungi; Basidiomycota; Agaricomycetes; Russulales; Bondarzewiaceae. Bases 1 to 2892 code for a protein of 963 amino acids. The transcript has 10 exons.